AACAUGGAGGAGAAACCCCACCGGCAGAAUCUUGCGGAAGAGGCUGUGUUGAAGGGCUCUGUGGGGCAGGAGGUCAACGGGGAGGAAGAGCCAAGAAGACGCUCCAUGGGGCACGAGGUCAAUGGGGAGGAAAAGCCAAGAAGACGCUCCAUGGGGCAGGAGGUCAAUGAAGAGGAAGAGCCAAGACGCUCCGUGGGGCAGGAGGUCAACGGGGAGGAAGAGCCAAGAAGACGCUCCAUGGGGCACGAGGUCAACGGGGAAGAAAAGCUAAGAAGAUGCUCCAUGGGGAGAGGUUGCAAACCCUCCCCACGAAGCUCGGAGGAGGAAAGACCGACCAUCUGUGAGGAAUGCGGUCGGAGCUUCAGCCGUAGCUCGAACCUGGCAGUGCACCAGCGGUUGCACGCCGGCGAGAAGCCCUACAAGUGCUUGGAGUGCGGGAAGAGCUUCAGCCGUAGCUCCCAUCUCAUCACCCAUCAACGUCUGCACACCGGGGAGAAGCCCUACAAGUGUCCCGAUUGCGGGAAGAGCUUCAGCGACAGCUCCACCCUCAUCACCCACCAGCGGUUGCACACCGGCGAGAAGCCCUACAAGUGUCCCGAUUGCGGGAAGGGCUUCAACCAGAGCUCCAACCUCACGUCCCACCAACGUACCCAUACCGGGGAGAGACCCUACAAGUGCCCCGAGUGUGGGAAGAGCUUCAGCGUGAGCUCCUACCUGAUCCGCCACCAGAAGAUCCACACUGGGGAGAGACCCUACAAGUGCGAGGAGUGUGAGAAGACGUUCAGCCAGAGCUCCAGCCUCAUCAUCCACCAGCGUGUCCACACCGGGGAGAAGCCCUAUAGAUGCGUUGAUUGCGGGAAGUGGUUUAGGAACAGCUCGGACCUCAUCAGGCAUCAGCGGACACAUACAGGUGAGAGACCCUACCGCUGCCCUGACUGCGGGAAGAGCUUCAACCGCAGCUCCAACCUGAUGACCCACCAACGCAUCCACACCGGGGAGAAGCCCUACGGGUGUCCCGAGUGCGGUAGGAGCUUCACCGUGAGCUCUGCCUUGAUUAAACACCAAAGGACCCAUCGGGAAGGGAAGCCCUAUGAGUGUCCCGACUGCGGGAAGAGCUUUAUCCGCUGUUCGAACUUCAUUACCCAUCGGAGGAUCCACGCCGGCGAGAAGCCCUACAAUCGUCCCGACUGCGGGAAGAGCUUCAACCAGAGGUCCAACCUUCUCAUCCACCAACGGAUCCACGCCGGAGAGAGACCCUACGGGUGUCCUGAGUGCGGGAAGAGCUUCAGCUAUAGGUCCGUCUUCCUAAUCCACCAGAAGACCCACACUGGGGACAAACCCUACGCCUGCGCCGACUGCGGGAAGAUCUUCAGCCAGAGCUCGGACCUCACCAAGCAUCGCCGGAUCCACACCGGAGAGAGACCCUACGGUUGUGCCGAGUGCGGGAAGACCUUCAGCCUCCAUUCCCACCUCCUCUCCCAUCAGAGGACCCACAAAGACGAGAAGCCCUACGCUUGCCCCGAGUGCGGGAAGAACUUCACAAGGAGCUCCAACCUCAUCACCCACCAGCGUAUCCACACCGGGGAGAAGCCCUACGGAUGCCCCGAGUAUGGGAAAGGUUUCGGAUGCCUCUCGCAUCCCCACCGGCACCAGAGGACCCACACUGGGGAGAAGCCCUUCACCUGCUUGAGCUGCGGGAAGAGCUUCAGUGAGAACUCCUCCCUUAUCCGUCACCAACGGGUCCACACUGGAGAGAAGAGUUACGAGUGCGGCGAGUGCGGCAAGAACUUCAGCUGCAGCUCCCACUUCAGCAAACACCAGCGGACCCACACCGGCGAGAAACCCUUCCUCUGCCUUCACUGCGGUAAGAGCUUCAACGUCAGCUCCAACCUCUACCGGCAUCAACGGGCUCACGCCGAUGAACAACCGGCUCCACCGGCUCCACCGGCGCGUCCCCGCGGCUUGCCGUAUAAAUGCGAGGAGUGCGGCAAGAGUUUUCGCCGUAACAAGGAGCUGGUGACCCACCAACGGUUGCACACCGGUCGCUUGCCCUUCCAAUGCGGUCACUGCGGUAAGAGCUUCAGUUGGAGCUCUCAUUUUGACCGGCACCAACGUGUCCAUACCGGUGAGAAGCCCUACCAGUGCCCCGAAUGCGGUAAGCGUUUUAGCCGGAGCUCCCACCUCUACCGGCACCAACGCACCCACGCUGGCGGUCGCUCUUACAUCUGCACGUAUUGCGGGCGUAGUUUUGGUAGCACCCUCCAUUUUGACCGGCACCAACGCACCCACACUGGCCAACGACCCUACAAGUGCACCUUGUGCCGGAAAAGUUUUGGCGAUGGGCCGGCGUUGGUCAAACACCAACGCCUUCAUCUGGGUGAUGGUCCUUUCCGUUGCGAAGAGUGCGGUAAAGCCUUCGGCGCCCGUGCCCAAUACGCCCGGCAUCGGCGUAGCCUCCAUGGCGGCGGUGAGAAACCGUACCGUUGUGGUGAUUGCGGGAAGAGUUUUUCUUGGAGCUCGCAUUGGGAACGACACCAGCGUAUCCAUACCGGCGAACGACCCUACCAAUGCGGGGACUGCGGCAAACGUUUUGGCCGGACCUCCCAUCUCUACCGACAUCAACGUACCCACGCCGGCGGGCAACCCCACAUCUGUGCCGAUUGCGGGAAGAGCUUCAACAGCACCCUACACUUCCAUAAGCACCAACGGGCUCACGCCGGUCCCCGGCACGCCUGUCCCGAUUGCGGCAAGGCGUUUGCCGACGGUUCGGCGUUGGCUAAGCACCGACGGGCGCACGCCGGCGAGAAGCCUUUCCCUUGCCCGCAGUGCGGCCGACGUUUCGGCGUCAGCUCCCACCUUCACCGUCAUCUCCGUAGCCACGGCGGGGAGAAGCCGCACCGGUGUGGUGACUGCGGCAAAGGCUUCAGCCGAGGGUCCAACCUCGCCCAGCACCGGCGUAUCCACACCGGUGAACGACCACACCGUUGCGGUGAUUGCGGCAAAGGCUUCAUCCAACGCUCCGACCUGGAGCGGCACCGACGGGUUCACACCGGCGAACGGCCAUAUCCUUGCGGCGACUGCGGCAAACGGUUCAGCGUCAGCUCCCACCUCGACCGGCAUCGCCGUACCCACGGGUCGCCGGCUCCUCACCGUUGCCCCGAAUGCGGUAAGAGCUUCGCCCAACGUUCCGCCUUGGCCAAACACCGGAAGACCCACAGUGGCGAACGGCCUCACCGCUGCGGCGAUUGCGGUAAGAGCUUCAGCCGAGGCUCCAACCUCACCCAACACCGGCGCAUCCAUACCGGCGAACGGCCGUUUGCUUGUGGCGAUUGCGGCAAAGGUUUCAUCCAACGCUCCGACCUGGAACGGCAUCAACGGGUACACACCGGCGAACGACCCUACACCUGUGCCGAAUGCGGUAAGAGCUUCAGCGUCAGCUCCCACCUUGACCGGCACCAGAAGAUCCACGCGGCCGAACGGGCGUCCUACCGUUGCCCCGAACAUCUAGCCGGCUUCUUGGCCGCUCACCGUCACGGUCGCCUCUUCCAAUGCGCCCAAUGCGGGCGAUGUUUCAGUCAAGGCGCCGCCUUGCUCAAGCAUCAACGCGCCCACGGUGCCGGGGGAACCGUGGGGCAGUCCCCCAAAUGCCCGGAUUGCGGGAAGAACCGGGGCAGCGCGGUGGGGUUACGUCCCCGCGCUCAGCAAUGUAUGGAUUGCGGGAGGGAAUCGGAUACCGGCACCGGUGAGACGGCGCCGGCGGCACCGCCGGAGAAACCCUAUAAGUGCGGGGAAUGUGGGAAGGGGUUUGGGCAACGUUCGGCGCUGGUUAAACACCGGCGUAUCCACACCGGAGAGAAACCCUACGCCUGCGGGGACUGCGGGAAGGGUUUCAUCCAGAAGUCGGACCUGACCAUCCAUCGCCGGAUGCACACCGGGGAGAAACCGUACCGUUGCGGUGAGUGCGGCAAAUGCUUCAGCGUCUCCUCCAACCUCAUCACCCACCAACGCACCCACCUCGGCGAGAAACCCUACCAAUGCCCCGAAUGCGGCAAGAGCUUCAUCCAACGCUCCGAGCUCACCAUCCACCAACGCGUCCACACCGGCGAGAAGCCCUACAAGUGUCCCGAGUGCGGCAAGUGCUUCAGCCGUAGCUCCCACCUCAACCGCCACCAACGCACCCACGCCGGGGACAAGCCCAAAGCCGCCGCCGCCACUGCUGCCGCCGCCAACCCCUCCGGCGCCUUCUCCAGCGCCGCCUUCUCCCCGCCCCCCGCCCUGGACCUGCCGUGGGCCCUGUCCUUCCCCGCCCGCGCCUUCCCCCACCCCUCCUUCCCCUCGGCGCCCGCCUCGGGGGCCCAGACCUCCUCCCUCAUCAACUGA
Molecule: messenger RNA, 4380 nt
Organism: Gavia stellata (red-throated loon)
Lineage: Eukaryota; Metazoa; Chordata; Aves; Gaviiformes; Gaviidae
Product: zinc finger protein 721
Biological process (GO): negative regulation of transcription by RNA polymerase II
Molecular function (GO): DNA-binding transcription repressor activity, RNA polymerase II-specific
Source: RefSeq, a predicted model, not a curated record